UUUAAAGACAUAUUGCUUAGAAAGGACCGUCAGUUUAGGCAGUGAUAUUCAUCUGUUCUGCUAACUGCUAAGCACUUGUCUGUCUCUCAAAUCUUAGCCUAGUCACGGGGUUCCUAUGAAUAUGAAAUGAAUUAAUCCAGCUGAGGUCAAAUCACUUAUCAUACGUAAAUCUUCGUAAUCUUUUCUUAGCUUAGAAGAGUAAAUCCUCUAAAGUUCUUGAGCGAUGGCUUUAGAGACAUGUGGAAGCUGUUUGAGCUGUCUGCUGAUACCUCUUGCGCUUUGGAGUAUUGUUGUUAACAUCCUCUUGUACUUCCCUAAUGGGAAAGCCUCACAUGCCGCCAGUUACCAGCUUCCCAACUACGUGUGGUAUUUUGAAGGGAUCUGUUUCUCAGGUGUGAUGAUCCUUCUGUUGGCGGUAAUUCUAAUAACACUGGAGUGUACCGUGUUCUAUCGGUGCUGCCAGAGUGAGAGCUGUAACAAAACCUACAGGAGUUUUAUUUCAAUUGUGCUAUCCCUGCUUGGGGUUGCAUUCUCUGGAUACAGUUGCAUAAUUUUUACCUUGGGAUUGAUCCAAGGCCCCUUCUGCAAUUCAUCGGGUGGAUGGGAUUAUAUCUUCAAAGACACUGCUGGCGGGUACCUCACAGAUUACCCUGCUUGGUCUCGGUGCACUGAACCUGCUAACAUCGUAGAGUGGAACAUUAUUUUACUUUCUAUUCUAAUAGCUCUUAGUGGUCUGCAGAUGAUCAUCUGUUCUCUCAAAGUGGCUGCUGAAUUGAAGCGGACACUCUGCGGGACCUAUUCUGUUUUUGUCCAGGCUGGGAUUCUCUGAAAAUGGCAAGGAAAACUUCACUGCUUCUCCCCUACAUCCCAGAAAAAGAGAGAAAUGGUUUCUCCAACGUUUACAAACACAGAUUUGGGUGCUGCAAAAACAAAUGAAACCCGUGUCUUGAAUCUUUGUCUCUCAAGCCUCUUUAUUUUGGACUAAUUUAUUUGAACUGUUUGGCAUCUAUGUUGUUCUAGUCUUUUUCUAACCUGCCUGAUUGUCCUUGGCAGUGACUCUGGGUCUUUUACCUUCCAGCUUUAGGGAGGUUUGAAAUACCGUGGAACUGCUUUGAUAUGGAAAUCACCUUUUUAUAAAAUAAACUGCUAUACAACUGCCAUAUAAA
Molecule: messenger RNA, 1166 nt
Organism: Colius striatus (speckled mousebird)
Lineage: Eukaryota; Metazoa; Chordata; Aves; Coliiformes; Coliidae
Gene: TM4SF18
Product: transmembrane 4 L six family member 18
Exons: 5
Coding region: 224-829 (201 amino acids)
Cellular component (GO): membrane
Source: RefSeq, a predicted model, not a curated record